This is a messenger RNA of Aethalodelphis obliquidens (Pacific white-sided dolphin), 3458 nucleotides long. RefSeq names its product methylosome protein 50-like. Gene Ontology annotation, cellular component: methylosome. NCBI's taxonomy places the organism in Eukaryota, Metazoa, Chordata, Mammalia, Artiodactyla, Delphinidae. The transcript is spliced from 4 exons. The record is from RefSeq and is a predicted model, not a curated record. Bases 626 to 1120 code for a protein of 164 amino acids. Gene Ontology annotation, molecular function: protein binding. Gene Ontology annotation, biological process: oocyte axis specification.
UCAGAGAAAAGAAUGUCCAAUCCGUACUACCUGUAUCUUUCCGUUUCUUCCCAUUUUGCUUUCUUUGUUUUGAAUGUCAGGCUCAGCAAUGGAGACUCUGGAAUUUAAAAAAAAAAACAUCAUUUGGGUGUUGGCAGACAUUGCAUGGAAGGUAGAAGUGGGACAUUAAAGGUUGAGCCUCUCUGGCAGUUGAGCUUGAACACUACUUAUUCAGGACAGCUAUGUGUAGGGUUUUUGAACUUAGCCAGUCACUGAGAAGACACUGAAUUAUUCAACAUAUUUUUUAUGACUCUGUAAGACAUUUAUUCAAAUUGUUCAACAAAUAUUUAUUAGUGUCCAAAUAACAGAGAAGAUUUAACCCUACUGGACUGUAUGCUACGCAGAUCAUUGUGGAGAUUCAUCUUUGUUUGCAAUGUUUUCUUACUGGAAGCAGGAUAAUGGAUUUUACUAGCCAUUCCAUCUUUCUCUGUCUUUUUCUAGAAGCUUUCCCCACCUAAUUUUCUGGACUGUUAGUAGGACAUCAGUAAUGCCAGAACAAAGUCAAAUGGCUUGAGAGUUAGUUAAACCUUCUAAAGAUGCAGACUUUGCUUUUAUAGGAAUAACUUAAUUUGUUAGUUUAUUGACAAUGGACUACUUGAAUCCUAGAAGUGAAUUGCUGUCUUGGCAUAAUCCAAGCUUGUUUUCCUCACCCUCUUCCCCACUCCCAACAGGUGCUGUUGAAUUGUGGGAGCUGGAUGAGAAUGAGACACUCAUUGUCAGCAAGUUCUGCAAGUAUAAGCAUUAUGACAUCAUGUCUACAGUCAGUGUGCUGAGCUCUGGCACACAAGCUGUCAGUGGUAGGAAAGACUUCUGCAUCAAGGUUUGGGACCUUGCUCAGCAAAUGGUUCUGAAUUCAUACCGAGGCUGCAGUGCCUCUGGCUACCUUCCCGCCUCCCUGGCUUGGCAUCCUCAGCAGAGUGAAGUCUUUGUCUUUGGUGAUGAGAAUGGGACUGUCUCCCUUGUGGACACCAAGAGUGCAAGCUGUGCCCUCAGCUCAGCUGUGCACUCCCAGUGUGUCAUUGGGCUGGUGUUCUCCCCGCACAGGUUCUGUUCUUUGUCAUCAAGGGCCUGGUGGGUAUGAAUAGGAAGAAUGAGGGGGGAUCCUUGUGUUGACAUAGCAUUAGCUGAUUGGGUACCUCCUUAAAGCAGGCACUGUUGUAGCUGAGGUUUUGGAAUGUGAAAGAUCUCUUAAGACUAUAGUCCAUUUUUGGGGUUGUAUGGUCUCUGACUGCAAAUGGCUAAAAUAUGGUCUUGUUCCUGCUCGACACCCAAAAUGAUUAAUACUGUGGGCUUGUAGGGCUGUGUGGUUGGAAAGCCUGUGUUUCUGGCUUUUUGCCAAAGCUACAGGGAGGGACCAGAUGGGAUGGUUAGUUGCCAGGACGGCAUUCAACCCUGGCUUCCCUCCAUUUCCUUUAUCUUUCCUUGGAACUUGUACUGUAGACUUGAGUGGUAGCCAGACUUUAACCCACAGUGGGGAUCAAGCCACCUUCUCUGAUCAUUUUAGAAUGGGCUUUGGGAAUUGCCCAGUCAGGUUUUGUCUUGAGACCCAUGGGCUUUACCUUUCUCAACCUUCUUCUCUCUUAAUGCUCCCCUCCUGGUCUCUGUUAGUGAAGACUGCUCACUUGCUGUGCUUGACUCAGGCUUUUCUGAGCUGUAAGUGUGAUGUAGAACCCUGUGAUCAGGAAUUAGGGAGGGGAGCAGCAAAUCGCUGGGUCCUUUUUCUCUUCUGAAAAAUAUUGUCUCUUUCAAGGGGACUGGGUGAUUGAAGCAAGCAAAUUGUUGACUGUCUCCCUGUUCUGGGGGGCUGACUCAAAACCAGCUCUGUCCCUGGUAGAGGAGGAAUGUGGUGGUGGGUGUGAAUUCUAAGUCUGAUAUUCCAGGGGUCAGUGCUGUCCAGAAGUGUGCUUUCAGUGUUGCAGCUGCACCCUGAGUCAGCUCCCCAGAGCCAGCUCUACCCACCAGUACACCUACAGCAGCUGUUGCUAAGCUUCACUUUCAGCUAGAUUGGAGGCUAGUCCCACCUACCAGCACACCCACAACUGUCAUAGAACCACCACAACAGGAAGGCCCAUGCAGGGUACACCUCUAGAGUGCCUGGCUUUGGUGACCAGAAGUGAUUGCUCUCUGGUCCCCAUAGGAAUUCUUCUACAUAAAGCCACCUCUUCAAGACUGGGAGAUGUAGGUGAUCUAUCUAAUAUAUAGAAACAAACAGAGAGUUAGAAAAAAUGAGGAGACACAGGAAUAUGUUCCAACGAAAGAACAUGACUAAACCUCAAAAGAAUAAUUGAACAAAAUGGAGAUAUGUAAUCUACUGAUAAGGAGUUCAAAAUAAUGGUCAUAGAGUAAUGAUCAUAGAGUAUGAAAGGGUGAACACAGUGAGAAUUUCAACAAAGAGAUAGAAAAUAUAUAAAAGAACAAAUCGGGAAGAAUACAAUAACUGAAGUAAAAAAUACACUAGAUGGAAUCAACAUCAGAUUAGAUGACAGAGAAGAAGAGAUCAGUAAUCUGAAAGACAUAGCAAUGGAAACCAUACAAUUGGAACAGCAAAAAGAAAAAAUAAUUUUUAAAAUGAGGAGAGUUUAACAAACUUUGGGAACAACAUUAUAUUGUAGUAACAUUCAUAUUAUAGGAGUCUGAGAAGGAGGAGUGAGGGAAAGGGACAGAAAGCUUAUUUGAAGAAAUAAUAGCAGAAAACUUCCCUAACCUGGUGAAGAAAACAGACAUCCAAGACCAGGAAGCACAAAGAGUCCCAAGCAAGAUGAACUAGAAGAGACCCACACCAAGACAUAAUUAAAAUGUCUAAAAGUUAAAGAUAAAAUAAAUCUUAAAAGAAGCAAGAGAAAAUCAACUAGUUACAGGCAAGAGAACCCCAUAAGACUAUCAGCUGAUUUUUCAGCAUAAAAUUUACAGGCCAGAAGGGAGUGGCAUGAUAUAUUAAAGGUGCUGAAAGAAAAAAAAAAAAGCAAGACUACUCUACCUAGCAAAGUUAUCAUUCAUAACUGAGGGAGAGAAAAGAGUUUCCCAGAUAAGCAACUGUAAAAGAAGUUCAUUAUCAGUAAAUUGGCCCUGUAAGGAAUGUUAAGGGAUUUCUUCAAAUGGAAAAGAAAAGGCCACAACUAGAUACAAAAAAAUUAUGAAAGAAAACUCUCACUGGUAAAUGGAAACAUAAAGUAAAAGGCAGUGGAUCAAGCACCUAUAGCUAGUAUGAAGGCUAAAGGACAAAAGUAGUAAAAUAAUCUACAUCUAAAAUGAUUAGUUAAGGGUAUGCAAAAUAAAAAUAUGUAAAAUAUGACACCAAAACUAUGAUUCUCCCACAAAAACAGACACAUAGCUCAAUGGACCAGAAUAGAGAGCUGAGAAAUAAAUCAUGCUCAUAUGGUCAAUUAAGCUAUGACAAAGGAGGCAAGAAUACAGAACGG